CAAAACUUGAGAAUGUUUAUUACUGAGUCUAAAUAUUCUUUCAUUAAGAUUAACUAUUUCUGUUCUAAGCGGGGCACAAUCUUAGUUGCUAUGACGGAGACAGUUAUUCUACAGUCGCUUUUGUUAAAGAUAUUCCAUGGCAAAAUUGCUGAGUUGCGAGCGUCAAGAGCUAAUGCCACGUGUUUAUCAUGUUUUCCCUUGAUGACCAUGUUAGAAGUAAAUUAAGAAUGCACCAACGAAAUUCCUAUUGAAAAGGUGAAAGAAAAGGUCUUGCUUUUGAUGCUCGCCCUUUUUUUUUUUUAAAUUGGUUUGAUUCUAUGGAUAACUGCUUCAAUUAUUACGAGUUGAAAGCCAUAUUUUCUUGAUAAAAAAAAAAAAAAUAGAAGUAACGCCAUUGAGUGAGAACAAGAAAUGAGAAUUUCGCUGCAGCUUCUUCUGGUUCUUCUUGUAUUUGCAAUCAGCUCUGCUUACACUAGCGAUCUUGAAGUUCUGCUCAAGCUGAAAUCCUCCAUGACAAGUACAUGGGACUCCGGGCUUAAGGACUGGGAUCCUUCAGGGGAAUCAACCUCUCCUCAUUGCUUUUUCUCUGGAGUUGCAUGCGAUGAGGAUAAGAGAGUGGUGUCUCUCAAUAUGUCUUUUCACAAUCUCUCUGGUUCAGUUCCACCUGAGAUUGGGCUCUUGAACAAGGUAGAGAAUCUCAUAUUGGCCGCUAAUAAUCUCACCGGAAGAAUUCCUGCGGAGAUGGCCAAUCUCACGUCUCUAAAGAUUCUCAACAUUUCUAAUAAUAUGUUUAUGGGCAACUUCCCUGGAGAGAUAACUCUCGGCAUGACUCAACUUGAGGUCCUUGACAUCUACAACAACAACUUCUCAGGUCUACUGCCAACUGGCCUCGUGAACCUCAAGAAUCUCAAGCAUCUUCAUCUGGGUGGGAACUUCUUUUUUGGGAGAAUACCUGAAUCCUACUCCAAGAUUCAGAGCUUGGAGUAUUUUGCUUGCGGUGGUAAUGAACUCUCUGGCAAGAUUCCAGCAAGCUUGGCAUAUUUGAAGCGCCUGAAAUAUAUGUACCUUGGCUAUUUCAACUCUUAUGAAGGAGGUAUUCCACCUGAGUUUGGAUCAUUGACUUCCCUUGAAGUUCUUGAUAUAGCAAGCUGUAACCUCUCUGGUGAAAUUCCCGCGAGUUUAGGCCACUUAAAGCAUUUACGGCGGCUGUAUCUCCAAAUGAAUUCCCUUUUGGGGGCUAUCCCACAUGAGCUUUCUGGUCUAGCUAGCUUGGAGCAUCUUGAUCUCUCAGUGAACCAACUCAGCGGAGAGAUACCGGGGAGCUUCUCCAAGUUAGAGAAUGUCACGUUAAUCCAUUUGUUCAAAAACAAUCUGUCUGGUCCAAUACCUCAGUUCAUUGGCGAUCUGCCAAAUCUCCAGGUGCUUCAUAUAUGGGGAAACAACUUCACAUCUGAGCUCCCUGCGAAUCUCGGCAGAAAUGAGAAGGUUACACAUCUCGAUGCUUCUUCCAAUUGCCUCACAGGAUCGAUUCCUCAGGAUUUGUGCAAAGGAGGGAAGCUUUCUGAAUUUAUUCUCAUGAAUAAUUUCUUCUCUGGACCAAUUCCUGAGGAGCUAGGUUACUGCAAGUCCUUGACCAAAAUCCGGUUAAUGAAUAACACACUCAACGGAACAAUCCCUGCUGGAAUCUUCAACAUGCCUGCAUUAACCAUUAUCGAGUUGACUAAUAACAAUUUCUCCGGUGAGCUUCCAUCAAAUAUGUCCGGCAAUGCACUUGAACGACUAGAUCUGUCUAGAAAUGGAAUUACAGGAAGAAUCCCUCCAGCCUUUGAUAACUUUCUGAACUUGAAGAACUUACUGCUUGACGGGAACAGAUUUUAUGGUAAAAUUUCUGAAGAAAUAUUUCGUCUCAAGUUCCUUUCAGGAAUCAAUCUUAGCACCAACAAUCUCAGUGGUGCAAUUCCAACUUCCAUUUCAAGUUGUACUUCUCUAACAUCUAUUGAUUUUAGUCGAAACAGCCUCGAUGGGGAGAUUCCUAGCGGGAUUGCUUCGCUGAAGAAUCUCGGAAUGCUCGAUGUUUCUCAAAAUCACUUUAGUGGCCAAGUACCAAGUGAAAUUCAAUACAUGUCAAGCCUGGUAGAGCUUGAUGUCUCCAAUAAUAAUCUAUCAGGAAAAAUUCCAGCCAGUGGGCAGCUUCUAGCAUUUGAUGACAGUUCAUUUUCUGGGAAUCCUAAUCUCUGUCCUCCCCACAACAUGUCUUGCCAGUCUCUAGUAAACUCAGCUCAAGCUUCCAGCAGUCAUGGCUACAAGUGCUGGCAUAGCAUUCGAAAGCUUCUAGUCAGCAUAAUUACACUAUGUCUCCUGUCCAUAUAUUGAUAGUCAUCGUGUAUGCUGUCCGCCAACCUAUAUCAGUAUAAUUCAACACAAAUAAAGGAUCUCAACCUUUGUUAAUAUUUGGCAACAAGCUCCAACCUGCUUGAACAAGUACGUACAGGAAGAGAACAUUGUUUCCCCAAGCCCAGCGGCAACUAUUUGCUGCACAAAAUGCCUUCCGAGAUCGCUUCCAAAUUGCAAGCAUAGGCUUUUAAAUGGCGUUGCGAUUGGGUUUCUUUGAAAUUGAGGUUCAUAUCUCUUUUUUAAAACAAUCACCAUUAUUUAAUAAAAAAAAAUUCAAAUAA
Hevea brasiliensis (rubber tree) is the source of this 2675-nucleotide messenger RNA. Its product is annotated as receptor protein kinase CLAVATA1-like. Lineage: Eukaryota; Viridiplantae; Streptophyta; Magnoliopsida; Malpighiales; Euphorbiaceae. Gene Ontology annotation, molecular function: protein binding. The transcript is spliced from 2 exons. Bases 412 to 2373 code for a protein of 653 amino acids. The record is from RefSeq and is a predicted model, not a curated record.